Ornithodoros turicata is the source of this 2195-nucleotide messenger RNA. RefSeq names its product E3 ubiquitin-protein ligase COP1-like. The record is from RefSeq and is a predicted model, not a curated record. Gene Ontology annotation, biological process: proteasome-mediated ubiquitin-dependent protein catabolic process. Bases 184 to 2052 code for a protein of 622 amino acids. Gene Ontology annotation, molecular function: protein binding; ubiquitin protein ligase activity. Lineage: Eukaryota; Metazoa; Arthropoda; Arachnida; Ixodida; Argasidae. The transcript is spliced from 21 exons.
AUUCUGUACGAGUUCUUUUUCUUGGUAUGGUUGGUUGGUUGUUCGCUCACGAUGGUGCUUUUCAGUGUUCGUGUUCUGAACAAAUCACGUUGUCUUCCAGCAAGGCUGUGCGCGGAACAGUGAGAUGAAGAUUAAGCUUCAUUGCAGAUCGGUUGAGCGAGGCUUUGAAUAAACUGCUGAAAGAUGGCCUCGGUAAACAAUACAAGGAUGUCCCUCAUGAGUACAUCUUCGGAAUCGAACCGCAGAGCAAGGAAAAGGCAGCAACCUACAGUGCUAAACGGCGUCAGUAACUCGUACGAAGACAGAAACACUGACUUUUUGUGUCCGAUAUGCUUUGAUGUAAUCGAAGAGGCACACAUGACUCCGUGUGGUCAUACGUUUUGCUACAAAUGUAUAACUACGGGUCUGGAAUACAACAACCGUUGUCCGAAGUGCAACUUUGUCAUUGAGAAGAAAGAACAAGUUUAUCCCAACUUUUUGCUCAAUGAACUUAUCACGAAAUACAAACAAAAAUUGGCAGAUAAAAGGACGAAAUCUCAGAGUCAGAACGAAGUUGCUUCAGAGUUGCACGAGCUAAUGCUACAAGAAGCAGACAACUUGGACCUCACGGACGUCUACAGUAUGCUCGAAAUUCUUUCCCGUAAGAAACAGCAGUUGGAAGCGGACUGCAAAGCUGCGAAGGUCCACCUUCUGAAAGAAUUUUUACAACAAGUGCGUAAGCACAAACAAGAGCAAAUGGAUCAGCUUACUGUUGAACUCAAUUUCAUUGAUGAGGACCUUAAAAGUGUGCAAGCAAAUGAAAGUAGCAGCAGUUCUUCCAUGCAAGGGUACAGCACAGUAGCAUUGCAGCAAGACGGUUCAGGGGAUGUAAUGCAGGAUGGAUUCAAUGGAAGCAAACAUGGCAUGAAGCACCAGUGGUUGCAAAAUACCCUGGUGUCUCGGCGUAAACGUGUCCACCUUCACUUUGAUGAUUUGGAGCAGUGCUACCUCACUGCACGAUCUAGGGACCUAGACAGGCCAUCGCCUGAAGGUUUAGAAGAGUUCACAGAGAGCCUGUCGAAGUUCACAAGAUACAGUAGUAUGCGUCCCCUUGCCACCUUGAAUUAUGCGAGUGACCUUCUAAACGGCACCAGCAUUGUCUCGAGCAUUGAAUUUGACAAGGACAAUGAGUUUUUUGCAAUAGCUGGAGUCACAAAAAAGAUAAAAGUAUUUGAGUAUGCAACAGUGAUUCAAGAUAUUGUGGACAUACAUUAUCCUGUCAAUGAGAUGGUGUGUAAUUCAAAAAUUAGUUGUAUCAGCUGGAGUUCCUACCACAAGGGGAUGCUGGCCUCUAGUGAUUACGAGGGGACAGUGACCAUAUGGGAUGCAUUUACUGGUCAGCGUAUCAAAGUUUUUCAGGAGCACGAAAAGCGCUGCUGGAGCGUAGAUUUCAACAAGGUCGACACAAAAUUAAUUGCAUCGGGUUCUGAUGAUGCAAAAGUGAAGUUGUGGUCUGUUGCCCAAGACCACUCAAUAACGUCCUUGGAAGCCAAAGCGAAUGUUUGCUGUGUCAAGUUUAACCCAGAGUCCAGAUUCCACCUGGCAUUGGGCUCUGCUGAUCACUGCGUUCACUAUUAUGACUUGAGGAAUACAAAGCAGCCUCUAGGUGUGUUCAAAGGUCACAAAAAAGCAGUGUCUUACGUCAAGUUUUUGAAUCCCACAGAAUUGGUGUCUGCAUCAACAGAUAGCCAGCUGAAGAUGUGGAACAUCAACAAUCCCAGCUGCUUACGUUCGUUCAAAGGUCAUCUCAAUGAAAAGAAUUUUGUUGGAUUGGCUACUGAUGGGGACUAUGUAGCCUGUGGCAGCGAAAACAAUGCAUUGUACAUCUAUUACAAAGGGCUGUCUAAACAAGUGCUUACCUUCAAGUUUGAUGUCGUACGCAAUAUUCUGGAAAAAGACAAGAAAGAAGAAGAUACCAAUGAAUUUGUUAGUGCAGUUUGCUGGAGAAUGGGAUCAAGUGUAGUUGUUGCAGCUAAUAGUCAAGGCACCAUAAAGGUCUUGGAGAUGGUGUGAAGAUUGCAUCAGCUUAUUGUGCUGCAAGGAUUAAUUUAUACAUCUUUGUACUCCACGGGGAAUCAUCUUUGUACCCCCGAUUGCCAUGAACUGUGUUAGGCAGACUAAUGUUGCAUCUUCUGAAUAAACUUAUUCUGUUAACA